AUCUUCAGUGUCAUGUGGGCGAAGGAAGCUAAACCGAUACCGAUGGAGAGAGCCAUCUAGAGAAGGACGCUACAAGACAAACAUGGAGAUGCUAACAGAGUCUGUGAACUUCUGAUGAAAUUACGGCACUAUCAGACACUACAAAAUGGAGGAAAAGGCAAAUGGGUCUGUUGACCUCAAAAGCCCUGUGGAAAAUGGUCAGCUUCCUGACCCUGCCAACUGGGGCGUUGCUGAUGUUGUCAAUUACUUCAAAGCCACAGGAUUUGAAGAGCAGGCCACUGCUUUUCAAGAUCAGGAAAUUGAUGGAAAGUCUCUUCUCUUGAUGACACGUAAUGAUGUCCUGACAGGCCUGUCCAUAAAGCUGGGACCUGCACUCAAAAUCUAUGAGUACCAUGUGAAACCUUUGCAGACUCAACACCUGAAGAGUAAUGUCUCUUAGCAUCAAUAGAUCGUCCAAAAAACCCACCUCAAUGACAAUCAGUAUGUCAGGUGACCCCAGGCUAGCUGCCGCUUUUCAAAGACUCCUCUAGUGGCACCUUAAGAGAAUUUUUCAGUAUGUUUUUAUAAUUGUACUCCCUAAAAGGGCUGCACAUGGGGCCCACUAUGCUGUUUACCUGUUCAUUUAUUCUUAUACUGCUGCUUGAGAUGUUGUAUUUUAUUUUCUGUUAUUUAAUAGAAGGAGAUGUGGAUAUUUUGCAGGUAUGGUGUGUUUGUAUGUAUGUGAAAUGAGGUUAAACCUAUGUUUUAAAAGUAUUUAUAUACAAGAUGGUAAAUCUUUACCAUUUACCAUAUACAAGAUGAAAUCUAGUACAAAACUGUUGUUGUAUCAUACAUUGAAUUUCUAUGCUGAUGCAUCUCAUAAAUCUUCAAUAGAUCACUUAGUGAUCACAACUGUGCAGCUGAGUCCAUCUGUCCUGAGCAUGUAAUAUUUAGUUUGUAUUAUCUCUAAACAUAACCUUUGUUUAUUCAACUAAGACUCCAAAAUUAGAUUAUUUAUGUGUAAAUAUUCCUUUUUGUGGUGCUUUACCAUUGUAACUGAGACCGCUGUAAUGAAGUGUGUAUGACCAAUGUGCAACAAAACACUGGCUCUAUCCCUAAAAGAUUUGCAAUAAAUGGUGCUGUUUUCUCACCAAAGAUUA
Messenger RNA from Boleophthalmus pectinirostris (great blue-spotted mudskipper), 1139 nucleotides. It is a transcript of the gene samd13, whose product is annotated as sterile alpha motif domain containing 13. NCBI's taxonomy places the organism in Eukaryota, Metazoa, Chordata, Actinopteri, Gobiiformes, Gobiidae. The coding region runs from base 146 to 439 and encodes 97 amino acids. Gene Ontology annotation, molecular function: protein binding. The transcript is spliced from 5 exons. The record is from RefSeq and is a predicted model, not a curated record.